Messenger RNA from Alligator mississippiensis (American alligator), 845 nucleotides. It is a transcript of the gene LIPT2, whose product is annotated as lipoyl(octanoyl) transferase 2. The record is from RefSeq and is a predicted model, not a curated record. Gene Ontology annotation, molecular function: lipoyl(octanoyl) transferase activity. The coding region runs from base 28 to 741 and encodes 237 amino acids. Gene Ontology annotation, cellular component: mitochondrion. NCBI's taxonomy places the organism in Eukaryota, Metazoa, Chordata, Crocodylia, Alligatoridae. The transcript has 2 exons. Gene Ontology annotation, biological process: protein lipoylation.
UGGCGGGGCGGGGCGGGUCCGGGAGAGAUGGAGCCGGGCGCGGUGCGGGUGCUGCGGCUGGGCCGGGUGCCGUACGCGGGGUCGCUGGCGGCGCAGGAGCGGUGCGUGCGGGAGGCGGCGGCGGCGGGCGGGCGGGAGGCGCUGGUGCUGUCGGAGCCGGCGGGGCCCGUGUACACGGCGGGGCUGCGGGCCGCGGCCGCAGGGGAGGCGGAGGCGCGGGAGCAGGAGCGGCGGCUGCGGGCGCUGGGCGCCGGGUUCCGGCGGGCGGCGCGGGGCGGGCUGCUCACCUUCCACGGGCCCGGCCAGCUGCUGGCCUACCCCGUGCUGCACCUGCUCCGCCGCCGCCUCCCGCUGCGCCGCUUCGUGGCCGGCCUCGAGGCCGCCGCCCUGGGCCUCUGCCGCCGCCUCGCGCUGCCCCGCGCCCAGGCGCUCCCGCCGCCCCGCACCGGCGUCUGGCUGCGCGGCCGCAAGAUCUGCGCCAUCGGCGUCCACUGCGGAAGGCACGUGACCUCCCAUGGCCUGGCUCUGAACUGCUGCACGGACCUCAGGUGGUUCGACCACAUCGUUCCUUGUGGACUGGAAGGACUGGGCGUCACCUCCCUGAGUGAGGAGCUCCAGAGGCACGUCACGGUGGAUGAAAUCCUAGAGCCUUUCCUGGACGCCUUUCAGGAGGCGUUUCAGUGCACGCUGACGUUCCCCGAAGAGCCCGCGGGCUUGCCCCCCUGGGUGGAAGAAACAUGAACGUGCCCGGGCGCCUCCUGGAAAUCCGGCUGGAAACUUUGUACGUCUUGCUUCGGACAGCGUAUUUAAAAAUGGACCUUUAAAUAUAUAUUAUAUGAAGAUGC